CUGGCCAGGGCCGGCAUGGCGGGCGGCUGGGAGACAGCGCUGGGCCUGGGGCUCUGCCUCGCCGCCCUGCACCGCGGAGGCUGCCGCCUCCCCAGCGUGCCCACAGCACCCCAAACUCCAGCUGUGCUGCGGGACAAUUUCCGCCUGCAGCCUGGUGAUUUGGUGACCACAGCGGGGCAAGUAUUGGARCUGGAUUGUGUCCCCCCCUUGGGGUACCCCGAACCCUACGUUACCUGGAAGAAGGACGGGGUGACCUUGGACUUGGUAGGUGACAGGUAUGUGGUCACCAAGGGGAAGUUGCAGGUGGCAUCGGCGCGACGGAGCGACUCCGGGCUCUACAUCUGCGUGGCAGCCAAUGCGGCGGGCGAGAGGGAGAGCCGGGGUGCCCGYGUCUCUGUCCUGGAAAAGCCAACCAUCGUGCGGCACCCGAGCGACGCCGCGGCGGUGGCCGGCAGCACAGUGGAGCUGGGUUGCAUCGCCCAGGGUGACCCAGUGCCACAGGUGCAGUGGCACAAGGAGCAUGGAGACCUGCCCUGGGGCAGGCACGAGGUGGGCCGGGACCACACUCUGCGCCUCUAUGCUGUGACAGCCGCCGAUGCCGGCACGUACGUGUGUACAGCACAGAGCCAGCUGGGCACCGCCGCCGCCACCACCCGCCUCCAUGUGGACGAGCGGCUGGCAACAGGCCAGCAGGAGACUGCACCACGGGACCUGCUGGCCGUGCGGCUGCACCUGGACAAUGGCACUGCRCUGCCCACUGCUGCUGUCCAGCUMCGCUGGCAGAUGCUGAUGCCGGUGCCGGUGGCUGUGGGGUACAUGGUGCUGUACCGCAGCCUGCUCCCAGUCACCACCUCGUGGGUCCAGCACGACGCGGGCAGGGAGCUCAGCGCCAUCAUCCCUGCGCUCCGCAGGGGCUACAAGUACGAGUUCAAGGUGCGGCCCUACACUGGAGGGACCCAGGGCUCAGACAGCAACACCAGGCACCUCUGGAUACCUGAGGAAGUGCCUAGUGCAGCGCCCCAGCGUGUCACCGUCAGCCAGGCCGAGACAGGGAACGGCACCGUGAUCGUCAGCUGGGAGCCACCUCCUCCUGAAGCCCACAAUGGCAUCAUCCAGGGCUACCAGGUCUGGUCAAUGGGUGAGGGCUGGCAGCGCCCUGCCAACAGGACAGUGGAUGGAGCCACCCGCCGCCUGGAAACCCUCCCCCCGCACCCCGGGGCCGAAUUCUGUGUCCAGGUGGCAGCUUUCAACAGCGCAGGGCUGGGGGUUCCCAGCAACGCCACCUGUGGUGUCCUGGGGCUGACAGCAGGGAGCAGCAGGGUGGUCCAGGCRCUGCAGCAGCCUGCUGUCAUCGCAGCCGCUGGCUCCAUGCUCUGGUUGGCCUUACUCGCCCUCCUCCUCCUCSUCUGCCAGCGCCGUGCCAGCCAGGAUGCCGCCGCUCGCCACAGGCUGGUGGCCGGUGACUCGCCAUGGCUCAGUGGACCCUGGAAACCCAGCUGUGCCCCCCGAAACCUCAGCAGCAGCAGCAGCCUCAGCAGCCGACUCCUGGGCAGUGACGGCAGGGACCCCCACCCCUCCACCCUCUCCUUGGAGCCGUCGAGCCUUGGCCCCCCCACGCCCCCCAACCGCAGCAGCCUCCGUGGGGGGCACCCCCCGCCCCUCAGGGACACGGGGUGGUGCUCUGGGGGACACCCCGGGGUGCACACCUCGCCCAGCACCCCGAACCCGGCGCCCUGGGAGCGUGCUCGCAAGAGAGAGCUGCAGCAAGUGCACAGCACCCCGGUGCUCAUAGCUGGCCCCAGCCACAUCGCUGUCACCGGGAGCGGAGRCGAGUGGGGGACAGAUUUUGGGCUGGCGGCCAGGUGGCCUCAGCAAGGGGGACACGAGGGUGACACCAUCGCUGCCGUGAUGGACAACGGGGACCCACCGGUCUUCAGCUCUCCAAAGCCACGUCGGGGCAGCAUUUCACUGGCCCCUGGGAUAGCCAGGUCACCCGUGACACCCCCGAGACCACCCCACGCCUGGCACCCGCCGGUGACACGGUGCCCGGCCACCGUGUGCCCCAGGGACACAUCUCUGGUCACCAGGCAUCCCAAGGAUGUGUCCCCAGUCACUGGGAUCCCCAGGGACACAUCUCCAGUCACGCGAUGUGCCAGGGACACAUCCCCAAUGGCUGAGAGUCCCAGGGGUGUGUCACCGGCCACCAGGAGCCCGAGGGACAUGUCCCUGAUCACUGAGCACCCCAAGGACAUGUUCCUGGCCAGCAGGAAUCCUCAGGAUGUGUCCUCGGGCCCCAGGACCCCCAGGGACAUGUCACCAGCCACCAGGCACCACAAGGACUCACCAGCAGCCAAGCACCGGAGGGACACAGCUUUGGCCACCAGACACCCUGAGGACACCUCCCUGGUCACCAGGUGCCCCAGAGACCCAUUACCAGUAGCCAAGUGCCAGAGGGACAUGUCACUGUCCACYAGGCACCCCAAGGAUUUGUCCCCAGCCAGCAGGCACCCAAAGGACACAWCCCCAGGCACAGGGCUCCCCCGGGAGAUGUCCCCAGGCAUGAGGCUUCCCCAGGAGAUGUCCCCAGAUGCAAGGCACKGCAGGGACAAGUUCCUGGCCUCCAGCAGGUACCCUGAAAAUGUGUCACCAGCCCUAAGGCAUCCCAAGGACACAUCCAUGGUCACCAGGCACCCUGAGGACAUGUCACCAGUCUCCGAGCACCGCAGGGACAAGCUCUUGGGCACCAGGUACCCUGAAAACGUGUCACCAGCCGUGAGCCAUCCCAAGGACACAUCUCCAGUUGCCAGGCAYCCCAGGGACACAGUCGCAGCCACCAGGCAUCCCCAAGAGGUGUCCCCAGACUGUGGCCACAGGAAGGACAUGUUCUUGGGCAUCAGCUACCCCAAGGACAUGUCCCCCGGGCGCCUCUCGCCAGCGUUCAGCGACGGGGUCCUCACUCAACAGCAGGUGGCUGAGGUGCUGGAGAUGGAGCAGGACACCGCCUGCUGCAGACCCCCRGCACCAACCGCGCCACGRUCCCUCUCACCRCUGCACACCUACGGCUACAUCUAYGGGCCACCAGCCUCYGAGCUGGGUGAGGAGGAGGAGGAGGAGGARGAGGAAGAAGAGGAUGAGGAGGAGGAGGAGCGCACAGCAACGAGGGGCUCGCCAGGAGGGUCUCUGCUGAAUGGCUGGGGCUCUGUCUCUGAGGACAACUUUGCCAGUGCCCGCUGCAGCCUGGUGAGCUCCUGCGAUGGCUCCUUCCUCCUGGAUGCCAGCUUUGCCCGGGCGCUGGCCGUGGCUGUCGAUGGCCUCUGCUACAGCCUUGAGGACACUGAUGGGACCUAUGGGGGUCCCUCACCACCACCAUCGCCCUUGGAGCGGAUCUUUCCAUCUGGGGUCUCCACCAAUACCUGGGACUGGUGGAGAGUGCUGGAGGUUCCACAAAGAACGGGAACAGAGGCAGCCAUGAACGGUGUCUCACAGAAUGRUGGCCAGGGGAUGGGGAUUGGCAGCCCCUGGGCCAGGGAAGGUGGUGAGCUGGGWGCAGGAGGGACAGGAGCGUGGCAGUCCCCAGGGCGCAGGACGCAGCAAGGCCAGAGUGCCGUUGGCUCAGCUAAAAUCCAGCUUUAUUAGGCAGUUCCCCAAACAGGGGCUCUUUGCUAGGAAAAGCCACCCACAAAGGGUGGGCAGCACCGAGGUGGGUGGGUGUCCCUCCUUAUUCAGUGUUCUUGAACUUCCCAAGUAUCCUCCUCCUUCCACAGUGUCCCCAUCCCUUCCCAAAUUCCUCAUUCUUCCCCAACAUCAUCAUCCUCCCCAAGAGUCUGCAUCCCCUCUGUGUCCUUGUCCUUCAGUAGUGUCCUCCUCCUUCCCCAACAUCCUCAUCCCCCCAAUAUCCUUGUCCAGCCCACACACUGUUGGACACCCCAAGUGUCCUUGCCUUGCCCAACAACCCUUGGUUGUUGACCCCCAGACCAUCCCCAUCCCCAGUGACCAUUUCCACUCCUUCCAACUGUCCUUGUGUUUUCUGAGAGUUCCUGUCCUUCCUCAGUGUCCUUGUCCCACCUUGACCAUCUUUCUCUCCCAAGUGUCCUCAUCCUUCCCAAGCCACCUGAGUGACCUUGUCCUCCGAGUCUCCUUGUUCCUCCUGAUCAUCCUCAUUUCCAGGGUUCUCAGCCCUCCUGAGUGUCCUCAUCCUUGAUCAAUUGUUUUGCCCGCCAUUCCAGGUGUCCUUGUUCUUCUCCACCAUCCUCAUCCCCUGCAACCAUCCUCCUUGUCCCUUACUACUGUCCUUGUCCCUCCCAAGCAAUCCUGUUUUUCCCAAGUGUCCUCUUCCCCCAGCAAUCCUCAAUCCUUGGAAAUCCCCAUCCUUCCUGUGUGUCCUUUUCCCUCCAGGCACCACUGACUCCCAGCCUUCCUUGUCCCUCACCAGCAUCUUCUUCCAUCCACAGUGUCCUUGUCCCUCCCAUGCAAUCUUGACCCCCAACUGUCCCCAUCCCUUUCAACCACCUCAUCCCUCCCAGACAUCCUUGUCCUUUUCCAGCAUCCUUGUUCCUCCCAACUGUCCUUGUCUCGAGGAUCCUUGCCCCACAUAAGCAUCCUCCUCAUCCCUCUCCAGCACCCUCAUCCCUCCUCAGCAUUCUCAUCUCUCCCAGCUGUUUGUCCCCAGGGUUCUUGUCCUUCCCUCAGCAUCUUCCUUGUCCCUCCCCCGGGUCCUCCUCCCUUGAACCGCCCUUGCCCCACCCCAAGAAUCCCUGUUCCCCCUCACGCUGACGCCCACUGGCCGCGAGCUCCGUCAAACCCUAUUUCCGUAGAGCCACUAGGAAAUUAAAGAAAUGCCACCAUGACCCCUGUGUUCCCAUCC
Malurus melanocephalus (red-backed fairy wren) is the source of this 4864-nucleotide messenger RNA. It is a transcript of the gene ROBO4, whose product is annotated as roundabout guidance receptor 4. Bases 16 to 3636 code for a protein of 1206 amino acids. Lineage: Eukaryota; Metazoa; Chordata; Aves; Passeriformes; Maluridae. The record is from RefSeq and is a predicted model, not a curated record. Gene Ontology annotation, molecular function: protein binding. Gene Ontology annotation, biological process: axon guidance; cell-cell adhesion. The transcript is spliced from 19 exons. Gene Ontology annotation, cellular component: axon; plasma membrane.